GUAUGUAUGCAAGAACAUAGAAAAGGCGGAGAUAUUUUCUCUAUUAUCAGAAUGCACUGAAAUGUAAAAAUAACCAACUUCUUAAAGGGUAGCACGUAGGAAAAUACAGGUUAUAUAGAAUAACGACUGUAGACGUGUGUUAUAGCUCCGUCAGACGUCUGGUAGAGAUGAGGUUGAUACUGACCCUGUGUUCCCUGUCCCUGUACCUGUAUUACUCCGAGGCCUGCACAUGUCUCCCUAUCCCUCCUAAUGGAUGUGGUUCUGACUAUUCAAUCCUAGGAUAUGUUGUUGGAGUUAGAAGAAUCGGACAAGCGCCAGGGGAUAGGAAUAUCUACACAGUAGUCGUACAGCGUGUCUUUAAGAGAUCCAAAUAUCUAAAGUACGUGAUUCGAAUUGAAUCCAAUGUCUCCAGUGCUGCUUGUGGUGUCAAUUUACAAGUCGGGAAAACUUACGUCAUUUCCGGUAGUGUAAAUAAGUACAGAUUUUCCACCAACUCCUGUCAGUAUGUUCGGGAAUGGAGGAGAAUUCCUCUCUCACAGAGGAAAGGACUAUUCUGUAGAAAACGUUAGACAAGUUUGUCUCUAGUUUGAAAUAUGUCAUCUUUAUAAACGUGAAUGAAUGAUACAA
Messenger RNA from Saccostrea cuccullata (small rock oyster), 627 nucleotides. RefSeq names its product metalloproteinase inhibitor 3-like. Gene Ontology annotation, biological process: negative regulation of endopeptidase activity; negative regulation of membrane protein ectodomain proteolysis. Lineage: Eukaryota; Metazoa; Mollusca; Bivalvia; Ostreida; Ostreidae. The record is from RefSeq and is a predicted model, not a curated record. Gene Ontology annotation, cellular component: extracellular matrix. The transcript is spliced from 4 exons. Gene Ontology annotation, molecular function: metalloendopeptidase inhibitor activity; protease binding. The coding region runs from base 168 to 569 and encodes 133 amino acids.